This is a messenger RNA of Ustilaginoidea virens, 960 nucleotides long. RefSeq lists its product as uncharacterized. Gene Ontology annotation, cellular component: fungal-type cell wall. Bases 1 to 960 code for a protein of 319 amino acids. The transcript has 2 exons. Gene Ontology annotation, biological process: fungal-type cell wall polysaccharide metabolic process. NCBI's taxonomy places the organism in Eukaryota, Fungi, Ascomycota, Sordariomycetes, Hypocreales, Clavicipitaceae. The record is from RefSeq and is a predicted model, not a curated record.
AUGAUGAGAACUUCAGCAUGGCUUGCACAGAUGAUCCCUCUGGCAGCCGUCUGUUCUGCCGCGUCCUCCAAGCGAGGCCUCUGCUUCACACCGAACCCUAGCUACCCGGACGACAAUAAGGUCUGGGUUCAAUCUGGCAGCGAUCUGAAGUGGUACUACAAUUACCAAAGUCUACCGUCGCCGGCAUAUGGCGCGUUAUCUCAAGACCAGUUCGAGUUUAUCCCCAUGAUGUGGGGUGUCGGGCCCAAUCCUAACGAUACCUCCUUCCUGAACGACGUCAAGAAGCUCAUUGACCAGGGUACCAAGAUCAAACACGUUUUGGGAUUCAACGAGCCGGACACCAUACACUCAUAUGGUGGCAGCAAUGUCAAGCCUGCUGAUGCAGCUCUUGCGUGGGUCGCCAAUUUCGAGCCCCUUGGCAAGAUGGGCGUGAAGCUUGGUUUGCCGGCAUGUACUGGCGGAUUGGGAAGCUUACCAUGGCUGAAGCAGUUUUUGGGAAAUUGCUCGGCCUUGGUCAGCACUGGCAGCGAAAAAAAGAAUUGCACGUGGGACUUCUUGCCAGUCCACUGGUAUGACAAUUUUGCCGGGCUGGCUUCCCAUAUUGGUGAACGUCGCGCAACUUGGCCGGAUGCGGAGAUUUGGGUGACAGAGUAUGCCUAUGCGCAUCAAGAUCUCUUGGCCACGCAAGCCUUUUACAACCAGUCCCAGGAUUACUUUGACAAACUCGACUACAUAGGUCGUUACUCCUACUUUGGCGCGUUCCGCUCCAUAUACUCCAACGUGGGAGCAAACGCGGCCUUCCUCAACGGCGGCGGCAAAUUAACAGAUAUAGGAUCAUGGUACCUUGGCUUUGGCGCUACCGGGGUCAGUCCGGACAGCUCCGAAGCUGUCCUCGUCGCUCCAGGCUUCCUUGUUACAGUGCUCGGCACGGCCAUUGGUCUCUUUGGCAGCGUUUUAUGA